Molecule: messenger RNA, 241 nt
Organism: Sphaeroforma arctica JP610
Lineage: Eukaryota; Ichthyosporea; Ichthyophonida
Exons: 1
Source: RefSeq, a predicted model, not a curated record
AUCGAUUCGUCGUCUGCAUUUCCGCAUAAUCGAUUAUGCAUUUGAUGGUGCAUCCCACGUGGGUUUUAAACUCCGCAUCAUACGCUCUGGAAGAUCACCUACAGCUGUUAAUUCCGAAGGAACAGCACAAGUACAACAUGGAAUUAGCUCGGCUCACUACAGCGUUCCUGACGCAGCAAUCACACAGACCUCUGACUGCUAUUAAGAGCCACUACGCGCGAAUGGACCCAGAGAUAGAAAG